AUGUCUGAACAGACAGAAAGGGCGUUUUUGAAACAGCCAACCAUCAACCUCAACAACAAGACCCGAAUCCUUUCGGGCUCGAAGAAAACUCCACGAUACAUUCGUGAAGUUGGACUUGGAUUCAAGACCCCAAGAGAGGUAAUUUUGUUUUUUAGUUAGAAUCCAAAUGAAUUAAUAGAAACAAUUUUCUCUGAGCUAAUUAAUAUCCAUAUUCCAGGCUAUCGAGGGAACUUACAUCGACAAGAAGUGCCCAUGGGCUGGAAAUGUCCCAAUCAGAGGAUUGAUCCUUACUGGCGUUGUCCUUAAGAACAAGAUGACCAGAACCUUGAUCGUUCGUCGUGACUACCUUCACUACAUCAAGAAGUACCGUCGUUACGAGAAAAGACAUAAGAACGUCCCAGCUCACGUCUCCCCAGCCUUCAGGUAAUUUUUUAAAUUUCCUAGAUACGGCCGAUUAGGAGAAUUAACUAUUCAAAGAUUUUUUAUCGAAUUUUUAAAAAUAUAUCUAAGCAAUGCGUCAUUCAUCCAAUUGUCCGCUGCUCAUUUGAAAGUAGACAAUUCAGCAAUAUUUUAGACGCUAAAUUAACACGUCUUCGUUAUGAUGUUCAAUUUGAUUUUAGACUUGAAUACAUAAUGAGUCCGGACACUUAAAAUUUAAAAAAAAGUUGAAAUUGAUAUUCUGUUUCACUAAAAAUCUGUUUUUUUUUCAGAGAUAUCCACCCAGGAGACCUCGUCACAAUUGGAGAAUGCCGCCCACUCUCGAAGACCGUCAGAUUCAACGUCUUGAAGGUCAACAAGACCGGAUCAUCAAAGAAGGGAUUCAGCAAGUUCUAA
Molecule: messenger RNA, 834 nt
Organism: Caenorhabditis angaria
Lineage: Eukaryota; Metazoa; Nematoda; Chromadorea; Rhabditida; Rhabditidae
Source: the annotation of a GenBank genome assembly